AAAAAAACAAUAAACUUACGAAUAAUAAUUGGACUAAGGAAAUAUUAAAUUUAGGAUCGUGGUGAGAUUGUGAGAUUUAUAUUUUUUUUGGAACUUGAUAUUAAUUUGAAAUAGGCACAUUUGUGCUAUAUUCCUAUAUACAUGUCUAGGAAAGACUUAAAACUAGUGAGGAGAAAUCUAUGAUGUCGUAUGGGCACAUUUGCUCCUGUGUUUGAUUUUGUGGAAAAAAGAAGAAGGAGAGAUAGUAAGAGUGUCCUAUGAAAUUUUAGGAUUAUAUAUGCUUUAGGGACGAAGCAUUCUUUCAAGGAGGGUAGAAUGUGACACUCCUAAAAUUUUUUAAAAAAAGAUUUAAUAUAAACUAACACAUGAUAACUGCUAAUUGUAUACAUGGAUAAUUUUCUUAACUUAUGCUGCGGGACGAAACAUCUUUUAAGGAGGGUAGAAUGUGACACCCCGAAAAACUGUUAAAGAAAAAAAAGCAAGAACAAGAACAAGAUGCUGCCUCUGACCCAUCUUUUGUGGCUACGCCUAUAACUUUUAUUCCUAGACAUAUAUUAUGGAGAGAAAGCUGAGUGUUAGAAAAUGGAGAGUUUAUGACUCAAGAAAGCAAAGAAGUUGCAGAGAAAAUUGAUCAAUUUGAGCAGCAAGCCCUUAUGGGAUAAUUUACUGAAAGUGGAAGAAAUGAUAUACUGAUUGCAUCACUGGGGAAACCAGAACAUCCAGGUCGUGUUAGGGGCGUUGGAGGAGAAGUAACUAUAACAGAAUAUUUUGGCCCCCAGUCUCGACGUGAUGUGCAAGAAAAUGAUAUACAUUUUCUAACAUUUAUCCUUGGAUGAUGUGCAACAGUUAAUUCACAAAGCAGUAACUGAUACAGAAUCCAGAGUUGCAAGAACAUUUGAAACUCAAAUGGAACAGAUGGAAAGGAGGCAAAAAAAAUGGAAGAAAUGAUGGAGAAUAUGAUGUGUAAUAAUGCUAGUCCCAUGUCUGUUGGUUCAUAUCAGAAUGAAUGCAUAAUUGCAAGUCCAUAUCCGAAGAGUGGAAUAGCGAGCUGCCCGGAUCCAUUUGAUAACCUACCUGCGACAAGGGAGAAUUGCAUAUGCUACAUCGAGGAUCCUUUUAAACGUGUUGUAGCAUAUGGGAGAGUUUAUAAGUUGGGAGGAAUGCUGCAUAACCAACCUUUAUCAAAAGAUAAUGUUCGAGUAGUUGUUGAUAAGGUCAUUAUUCCAGAUGCUGUAGUACCCUACCGAAAUGAUGAGUUGCAAACUGUGAAUGAUGCACCCGGUCAAUUUAUUCCUUGGCCAAAGCUACUAGUGGAGUUGGGAACUAAAUAUGAGGUACAAACACGACGCAAUGUAAACGGCCAAAUGACAAAGCAGUCAUCUUUGAAUGCAAAUUGUCCUUUAUUUAUUGAUGUUACUAGCGUGCCUAGGGAGUUCGGUUUGACAAAAACACUAGCAGAUGAGCUGCAUGCCAAGGAGUGCAUUGACAUCAAUAUGGAUUCUAAUAUCGUUGGAAUACAAUAUGCAUUCCACAUUGAUCGUGAAGAGAUUUUGCGCUUUCUAAGGAUGGAGACUAUAGAUUUGGGCUCUAUGAUGCUGUUUUGUAUGUGUAUUUACAAUCACUUUGACUUGAGAGGAAGUAAAAACUAUGGAUUUUUAUGUCCACGUAUGAUUCAAGAGAAGACAAAUGACAGUGAAAGGGUUAGCUAUCUUACUAGGAUUCUUCUCAAGGGCACUAGAAAUUGUUACCUAUGCUAGCACCGUAUCAUCAAGGAAAUCAUUGGGCAUUAUGUGUUAUUUGUCCAAAUUCGUUCGAGGUGUAUUGGUUCGAUUCAAUUGGGGGCAAACCUGCUAAGGACAUUAAGCAAAUCGUGGAAGUGUCGUUCAAAGAAGCUGCUCUUCUAGGUAGAAUAUCGACAAAUCGGUACAAGACCACAAAAAGCAUCACUUGCCCAUGUCCAACACAAGUGGAGAAUGUAGAAUGUGGUUAUUACGUCAUGAGAUUAAUGCAUGACAUUAUUUCUGGUCAAAUGACACAAAAUUUGAACAAGAUGUUCAGCCGGUGUGAUAAAUAUACAAGGGGUGAUCUAGACGUUGUUCGUGGGUUAUGGUGCAAAGCUAUAUGCAAAUAUAGUUUAUGAUGCGACGAAGUGGCUCCAGUUUAUUUUUAAGUUGUCAUGCAAUAUAUGCAAUAUGGUUUGUCAGUGUGAAGUUGUUUUGGAGUCUGUAGAACUCUAACAUGAAUGCGUUGAAUUGCAAGAGUAGAACUCUAACAUGAAUGUUUUGAAUUGCAAGACUAGAUGUUGUAUGAGACAAUUUGUGAUGAUCUUUGAAUGAAUCAGAAUUUUGGGAACUAA
Cuscuta epithymum is the source of this 2356-nucleotide messenger RNA. The record is from the annotation of a GenBank genome assembly. NCBI's taxonomy places the organism in Eukaryota, Viridiplantae, Streptophyta, Magnoliopsida, Solanales, Convolvulaceae.